Messenger RNA from Patella vulgata (common limpet), 1668 nucleotides. Its product is annotated as multiple epidermal growth factor-like domains protein 6. The transcript has a single exon. The record is from RefSeq and is a predicted model, not a curated record. Bases 1 to 1668 code for a protein of 555 amino acids. Lineage: Eukaryota; Metazoa; Mollusca; Gastropoda; Patellidae. Gene Ontology annotation, molecular function: scavenger receptor activity.
AUGAGUUUAUGUUAUAUUUCAGACGGUUGUCCAGACCAGUAUUAUGGUGUAGACUGUGAGAAUCAGUGUGACGUCAACUGUAAAGAUAGAUUAUGUAAUUCAACAUCUGGUAAUUGUAAUGAUUGUAUUAAUGGUAGAUAUGGUACCAACUGCCAAUCAACAUGUAUAGUUACUAACUGUGUAGGCAACUGUGACAGGAUUACAGGAGACUGUGAUACAUGUCAUCUCAAAUGGUACGGUAUAAACUGUGAAACAGCAUGUUCUACAUGUAUGACGUCAUGUGUUAAAUCAAAUGGUAUUUGUAAUGGUGGAUGUAUUAAAGGUUAUCGGGGUAACUCAUGUCAACAACAGUGUUCUAAUAAUUGCAACAAUGGGGGAUGUAGACAGGGGGAUGGCUAUUGUACUAAUGGUUGUAAAGUAGGAUGGUAUGGUACCAGCUGCCAACAACAAUGUUCUAAUAACUGUAACAAUGGAGGAUGUAGACAGGUAGAUGGUAAUUGUAAUAAUGGUUGUAAAGUAGGAUGGUAUGGAGAUACAUGUGAUACACCAUGUAAUCGACAGUGUUCUGGUGGCUGUAGUAGAACAGGUGUGUGUAAUGAUUGUAUUAAUGGUAGAUAUGGUACCAACUGUCAAUUAACAUGUAUAGUUACUAACUGUAAUGUUAACUGCGAUAGGACUGCAGGUGACUGUGAUAUAUGUCAUCUAAAAUGGUACGGUACAAACUGUCAAAUAUCAUGUUCCACAUGUAUGACAUCAUGUGUUAAAUCAAAUGGUAUGUGUAAUGGUGGAUGUAUUGAUGGUUAUUGGAGUAACUCGUGUCUACAGCAAUGUUCUAAUAACUGUAACAAUGGAGGAUGUAGACAGGUAGAUAGUUAUUGUAAUAAUGGUUGUAGAGGAGGAUGGUAUGGAAAUACAUGUGAUACUUCUUGUACAGUUGAUCAAUGUAUAGGUGGGUGUAACAGCAAUACAGGACAAUGUUCUGGAUGUACACAGGGUUACUAUGGUACCAAUUGUCAAGAACGGUGUUCUAAUAACUGUAAUAGUGGAGGAUGUAGACAGGUAGAUGGUUAUUGCCUUACUGGUUGUAAAGUAGGAUGGCAUGGAGAUAAAUGUGAUACAUCAUGUAAUCAACAGUGUUCUGAUGGCUGUAGUAGAACAACAGGUGUUUGUAAUGAUUGUAUUAGUGGUAGAUAUGGUACCAACUGUCAAUCAACAUGUAUAGUUACUAACUGUAAUAGUAACUGCGAUAGGACUGCAGGAGACUGUGAUAUAUGUCAUCUAAAAUGGUACGACCCAAACUGUGAAACAUCAUGUUCUACAUGUACCACGUCAUGUGUUAAAUCAAAUGGUAUUUGUAAUGGUGGAUGUAUUGAUGGUUAUUGGGGUACCUCGUGUCAACAACGAUGUUCUAAUAACUGUAAUAGUGGGGGAUGUAGACAGGUAGAUGGUUAUUGUAAUAAUGGUUGUAAAGUAGAAUGCUAUGGAGAUACAUGUGAUACAUCAUGUAAUGGACAGUGUUCUGGUGGUUGUAGUAGAACAACAGGUGUUUGUAAUGAUUGUAUUAGUGGUAGAUAUGGUACCAACUGUCAAUCAACAUGUAUAGUUACUAACUGUAAUAGUAACUGCGAUAGGACUGCAGGUGACUGUGAUAUAUGUCAUCUAAAAUGA